Molecule: messenger RNA, 2651 nt
Organism: Mustela erminea (ermine)
Lineage: Eukaryota; Metazoa; Chordata; Mammalia; Carnivora; Mustelidae
Gene: IRF7
Product: interferon regulatory factor 7
Exons: 10
Coding region: 584-2083 (499 amino acids)
Biological process (GO): immune system process; regulation of transcription by RNA polymerase II
Cellular component (GO): nucleus
Molecular function (GO): protein binding; DNA-binding transcription factor activity, RNA polymerase II-specific; RNA polymerase II cis-regulatory region sequence-specific DNA binding
Source: RefSeq, a predicted model, not a curated record
CCCCCGCCGGCCGGUCCCCAUAAAAGCGCGCGUUCCGGCCGCUCCGGGAGACCAGGCUUCCAGCCCCGGCGGCCCGGCGCGUCGGGAGGGUCCGGCGCCCGGAGUCGGGGCGGGACGGAGAGGGGGCGGUCGUCCCGCUGACGGGCCGCGGGUGGCGAGCGGCGAGCGGUCCCGGCUUCGGCUUAGGUUUCGCUUUCCCGGCGCGCGGUUUCGCUUUCCCGGCGCCCGGAGCGCGCCCCAGCCCGCGGCCGCCCCCGCGGUGUCUCCGAAGGGGGCCCCGACGGCGCCCUCCCGCCCAGGACUGGGCGCCGACUCCACGCCCGGGACCCCCGGCGCCCGCGCAGCCCCCCGGCAGCCCCGCGCUGUGCUCAUCCCCGCGCCACCGCCGCCCAGAGCCCGCACCUCGGCAACGUCGUGGCCCGCGGCCCUCCGCCGCGUCUGGGGUCCCCGCACGUGGAGCGCCUGCGCCGCACCGUCCGUGGGCACCCGCGAACCACGCUUCCCGGCUGCGGCCGUGACCGCCCCUCCCGGCGGAGGCCCCCCGCGCCCCCGCGCCCCCCGCGUCGGUCCCGCGCAGCGAGCGAUGGCCGCGGCCGCUGACAGGAGGCCCCCGCGCCUGCUCUUCGGAGACUGGCUCCUGGGGGAGGUCAGCAGCGGCCGCUACGAGGGUCUGCGGUGGCUGGACGCGGCCCGCACGCGCUUCCGCGUGCCCUGGAAGCACUUCUCGCGGAAGGACCUGGGGGAGGCGGACUCGCGCAUCUUCAAGGCCUGGGCGGUGGCCCGCGGCAGGUGGCCGCCCAGCAGCAGCGAAGGCAGGGGCGGGGGUGACCAGCUGGCCCUGGAGGGCGCGCUCCGGGCCGUCUGGAAAACCAACUUCCGCUGUGCGCUGCACAGCACCCAGCGGUUCGUGAUGCUGCAGGACAACUCAGGGGACCCCGCUGACCCGCACAAAGUGUACGCGCUCAGCUUCGAGCCUGCGGAGACAGGUGCGGGCACUCAGCAGGGGGAGGUGGCCCUUGAAGACGCCCUGCCCUUAAUGGGUGAGCUCCCAGGGCCAUGCCUGGCAGGAGACGCUGCUGAGAGGCCAGGGCUUGGACUGAGCCCUGAGCUUGGCGCCCCAAGCCACCCUUUUGGCGCAGCCGACAGUGCUGGGGACCUCUUGCUCCAGGCUCUGGAGCAGAGCUGCCUGGAGGCCCACCUGCUGGAAGCUGCAUGGGUGGGGGACCCGGUGCCCCCAGAGGCUCCCGGCCUGGAGCUCCUAAACACGGAGCCUUCUCUGCCAAGGGCAGGACACACGGUCCCUGUGCACCAGGCGCAGGAGACAGAUGCAGGCCUGGCCCCGGUCCUGGAGCCCUGGCAGCCUCCACCAGAGGUGGAGCCUUGCCCCGGGGUGGCUGCUGAGCCUGGAUCGCACCCAGAGCCCAGCCUGAGGGCCCUGGAUGUGACCAUCAUGUACAAGGGCCGCACAGUGCUGCAGGAGGUGGUGUGGCGUCCAAGCUUCGUGUUCCUUUACGGAUCCCCAAGCCCAGCCACCACAGCCACUGAGCCCCAGCAUGUGGCCUUCCCGAGCCCGGCCGAGCUCCCUGACCAGAAGCAGAUGCACUACACCGAGAAGCUGCUGCAGCACGUGGCCCCGGGACUGCAGCUGGAGCUCCGGGGCUGUAGGCUGUGGGCCCGGCGCCUGGGCAAAUGCAAGGUCUACUGGGAGGUGGGAGGGCCCCUGGGCUCUGCCAGCCCCUCCACACCCCCCCGCCUGCUGCAAAGGAACCAAGACACCCCCAUCUUCGACUUCAGCACCUUCUUCCGAGAGAUGAUGGAGUUCCGGGCUCGCCGGCGUCCGGGCUCCCCGCACUACACCAUCUACCUGGGUUUCGGGCAGGACCUGUCAGCUGGGAGGCCCAAGGAGAAGAGCCUGGUGCUGGUGAAGCUGGAGCCGUGGCUGUGCCGGGCGCACCUGGAGUGCGUGCAGAGAGAAGGGGUGUCCUCCCUGGACAGCAGCAGCCUUGGCCUCUGCCUGUCCAGCUCCAACAGCCUCUACGAGGACCUGGAGCGCUUCCUCAUGGAGGUGCAGCAGCCUGCCUGAGGGCCGGCCCGUCUCCAAGCCAAGAAAAAGGCCUCAAGAGUCAGUGCUGGUGUCCUGUGCAGGGGUGGGCUCGGGCUCAGAAGGGGCAGCAGACUUCCGGGAGCCCCCAACACCUACAGGCCCAGGACGCGAGGCGACCACCCUGCCCCUGCCCGCCCUCCUCCGUCUUCACCAUGAAAAAACAGGCCACACGCUUUAGAGCCAACAAACUCUACUCAAAGAAUACAAAACGCCCCGGGGACAGGAGGUAUCUGCCCCUGCAGGUGCUGGGGAGGGGGCACCACGAAUGGUCGACUCUGUGCUGUGUGCAGCCCCCGCCCCGCCGGCUUCCAGACCCACCGACACCGCGCUCUGCUGGUGGGAGGCAGCGAAGACGGGCGUCACUUACGGAGCUAGCAGGGGCUGCGCACGGCCUCCCCUUGUUCCUCCAGAGAAUACAAUCAGGCCAUCCGGGAGGGGUCAAGGAGCUCCUUCCACCCGCCAGGCCCCUCCUGAUACCAAAGCCUUGGACUUUCAAGUACUGAGUCAAUCAAGAAGUUUCUAAAGAUAAUCCAUUUUUGAUAAAUUA